Effrenium voratum is the source of this 2724-nucleotide messenger RNA. NCBI's taxonomy places the organism in Eukaryota, Dinophyceae, Suessiales, Symbiodiniaceae. The record is from the annotation of a GenBank genome assembly.
UGUGCAAGAUGCAUUGCCUUGCCCUGUCUUAAUGCCCGGCUUUCUUUCCAUGCCUUGAUGCUCGAAACAAUGGCCUGAUGGCGUGUCACCUCCAGUGGGCCUUGGCUCAAGUCAACAUGCCGACACCCUACUCUGUAGGAGCUGCCUUGCCUCCGCAGACAGCGCCGACUCGGAUGAACCCGUUUCUUCAGGUGCUCCAUUGAAGUCUCAUGUGUCGUGGAUCAAAGUCGUUCAUAUUUGCUUAGGCUGUCCUAGGGACGGGAGCGCGUGCGCCACUUAGAUUGGGGCAGUUGGGCGGGAAGUGGUUCGCAGAGCGUAGCUCCGGCUUGAGGUCGUUUACGUGAGCUCCUGUGCAGGCCCUGAUUGGACAACGACGUGCUCAGUCACAGAAGCUGAUGCACAGAUGCUGAAGAUGCAGGAGUCUUCUUUCCUGGGCGUCGACGGGGCGACCUCUUUGAAAGCUGAGAUCACAGGCAAGAUCCCUGAGCUCAAUUCAGCGGCACACUACCGAUCUGCGCGAAAACUGGUGCAGGAUUUGGGUGGUGCCCCAGCACUGAAAGAAGAGCUGAUCUACUCUGGCUACGUUGAUAGUGACACGUCGAAGCUGACAUUGCUGGAUAGGCCCAUGAACAUUUUUGCGCUGCUUGCCAGCGGUACCAUGAAGCAGCCUGACUCCGAGCCAGAGCAGGAUCUUCUUGGCACCUUCAAAUCUAAAUUUAUGAUUUGCAAGAACAAGCUGGAGAACGACAUCAAUUGGGACAACCCUGAUAUGAAGUGGGUCAAGACCUCUUCCAUGGCUCGGCAGCACAGAUUCUUGACCACAAGGGAUCUCCACUACCAGUGGUUCAAUCCCCUCAUGUUUGGCUUGGUUCCUGCCGAUGAUGGCGGAGUGAAUGCGCGAGCAGCGCUUGCAGAAGUUGAGCAGAUGAAAGCUGCAGCACUUCACUUUGCCAAGAACAAUGGGUGGUCAGACAAGGUCGGGCUCUUUGUAAAUGUCUUUGGCCACAACAAUGUGAACUCUCUCUUCAUCCACGUGCUGGACAUGUCGGAGCUCGGGCCUGCAUUCAGCUACCACGACUUCAAGAACAUGCCCUUGGACGAUGUUAUCAAGGUGUUGCGAGAGGAGGCCGCAAGCAACUUCCUCCCAGCUCCGGUCAAAACCACGGAUCUUCCAGGGUUGCUGGAGAAGGCUGGUGCGCGACGCCGCAGAGAUACAACGAACGAUGCCCGGGGCACGGGGAACUUUUUCUUUGCGGGAACUGAUGGUGCAACAUCUGUGAAGGCAGAGGUUGUGGGGCGCCUUCCCAUCAUCAAAGAUGCAGCUAGCUUCCGUGCAGCUCGGAGGAUGCUCACCGAAGAGCUUGGAGGCAUGGCUACGCUCAAGGAGGAGUUGGCCAGGUCUGGAUUUAUUGACCCCGUGACAGGCAACUUGACGACAGGAACCCGUCCAUUCAAUGUGUUUGCUCGCAUUGGAGGGGGCGUGAUGACACAGCCGGGCAUGGACAAAGAACAGGAGUACCUGCAAGAGUUCAAAGAUCAUUUCAUUGUUUGCAGCAAUCUGCCGGCCAACGACGAGCACUGGGACUCUGAUGACAAAGAGUGGGUGGGCAAAGCUUCCAUGUCCAAGCGUCACAGGUUUUUGACCAUCAAGGACUUGCAUUGGCAGUGGUUCAACGUGCUCGGCUUUGGGCUACUUCCUGAAUCCAAAGGCGGUGCAGGCCUAGGCCGCGCGAUCGCCUUGGUGGAAGUCAUGAAGGCAGCGGCGCUGCGAUACACUGCGAUAUGCCCAGGAUGGACCAACCGAGUGGGCCUAUUCUUCCAUGUCUUCGGCCAUAAUUCCGUGAAUUCCCUUCACCUCCACAUCCUGGAUAUGGCAGAGUUGGGCCCCACCUUUUGGCACUACGAGUACAAAAACUGCCCACUGGAUGUUGUUCUGAAGGUGCUGAAGGAGGAAGCAUCCAGCCAUUCCACCGGUGCCGAGAGCUACGGUUUGAUGGCAGAGGUCACCGCUGCUGCAACAGAGGCUGCAAAAGCCGCAGCUGCAGCAGCUGAAGCCGCUUUGUCUGCCAGCCGCCCAAGCGUCAGAUGCUCUGAUGGCCUUGAGAUUCUUACUCUGAAUGUGGGGGGCGAACUCUUCACCGUGAGCCGCCAGAUCAUGCUUCAGGCUCCUCCUGACAGUUUGUUGCACCAAAUGUUCGUAGAAGACACUGUCCGCCUCUCCAACCUGGACGCAAACCAACGCCCAUUUCUCAACUACCCAGCCACUGCAUUCAGGUACAUUGCUGAUCAUUUGAGGCUGUUGGCACAGCUGCCAAAGACGAAUGUGCUGCAACCAUUGACAGUCCCCCCUAGCCAUGAAAAGCAAGUGCGGGAACUUGCUUGGAUCUUGGGGGUGGAGGACAUGGUACUUUGCACUCCUCAGUAUGGCAGAAACGGAAAGGCAGCUGCAUUGCGGCCUCAGUUGGGCCGUUCCUUUUGUUGCAUGCGGAGACGUGCUCAGCACGGCGAAAUAUCCUCUCAGCUUUCCAACUCAUCGCAGGUUUGAUGCCCGGUUUCACCUGGUCGCUUGAGUCCACUAAGUGGAUCAGGCCAUUGUUUUUGGAAAGGGGUGCCGUUCUGUAUUCUGUUGUCGUACCUUAGGACGACAGAACCUCCACAAGGACCGCAGCUCUGCUGCUGGAUCAAAGGUGCAGUUAAAGACUGUGCAUUUUGGCUGGAGAUCGG